GACCAGCACCAGCCAGCCCAGCCUGCUCACCAGACACUCGCUGACCCAGACAUGAGCGACAUCGAGAAGGCCGAGAUCUCCGCCAACUCCCUCCCUCCGCACGCGCGGUCGUCCCCCCAGCCCCGCAGACGCAUCGCCAACCCAGGCCCGCUCGGCCUCUUCUCCUUCGCGUCCACCACCCUCAUUCUCUCCCUCUACAAUGCCCAGGCCCGCCACAUCACCGUCGGCAACGCCGUCGUCGGCAUGGCCCUCUUUUGUGGGGGUCUCGCCCAGCUCCUCGCCGGCAUGUGGGAAUUUGCAACGGGCAACACGUUUGGAGCUACCGCGUUCACGUCCUACGGCGCCUUCUGGCUGUCCUACGCCACGCUCCUCAUCCCCGGCUCCGGCAUCUCGGACGCCUACGACGGCAGCGGCCAGGAGGACAACGCCCUCGGCAUCUACCUCAUCACCUGGAUGAUCGUCACCUUUUUCUUCCUGCUCGCCUCGCUCCGCCGCAGCGCGGGCUUCAUCUCCCUCUUCGUCAUGCUCACCCUCACCUUCAUGCUCCUCGCCAUCAGCAAGUUCCUCGACAAGCCCUUGGUCGGCAAGGCCGGCGGCGGCACGGGCGUCGUCACCGCCUUCAUCGCGUACUACUGCGGCAUGUGCGAGCUCCUCACCGCCGAGGACUUCUUCACCCUCCCCAUCGGCCGCAUCCCGCCCCGCCGCCUCGACUGAGCGCCCCGCCACCGCCUGCCGUCGCACCGUCGCACCGUCGCACCGUAUCGUCGUUUUGCAACACCGCCGUUUCCCGUUCCCGUCGUUCGCACUUCGCACCGGAUGGAUCCAUACCAGUCCGCUUCCGCCGUUACUUAUGCAGUAAGAAAUACAUACCUUAUAUCCCGCCGCGCCUCCAGCACCGGCGUUUUGUUCUCGAUCUGUCUCUCUGUCUCUGUCUCUGUCUCGGAUCGUGUCUGUCCCCCUUGUUCGGCUCGAGUUGGGCCCCCCGUUGUAAUCCCCGCGCCCGCCCGCCCACGUACGCAUGUAGGUACCGCGCGUGCGCGCGCGCCUCUGCUGACUCUUCGUUCUCGUUUCUGUCUUGUGCGCGAGCGGCUCGGUCGCCCCCCGGCCAUCGGGCAAAAUGCUCUCGAUAAUCAAUGAGGUGAUCAAUAA
Messenger RNA from Heterobasidion irregulare TC 32-1, 1149 nucleotides. It is a transcript of the gene gpr1, whose product is annotated as putative acetate transporter. Lineage: Eukaryota; Fungi; Basidiomycota; Agaricomycetes; Russulales; Bondarzewiaceae. The transcript has 5 exons. The record is from RefSeq and is a predicted model, not a curated record. The coding region runs from base 52 to 714 and encodes 220 amino acids. Gene Ontology annotation, cellular component: plasma membrane. Gene Ontology annotation, molecular function: acetate transmembrane transporter activity.